CAAGCACUUCUCUUAGCUCUCAGUCCCAAAGUCUAAAACAACUACUACUACUGAAUACAACUACUAAGAAUAACUCAAAAGUGUCCGCAAAUAAAGUUACCACAACUAGCCCUCAAACAAUGUCAACCACGACUGGUAAGACCAAUGCAAGUAAGCCAGGUACAGGUACAACUAAAUCCAAAGCUAAGCCGUCCAACAAGCAAAAGAGACAGCGCACCAGGAAAAACAAAUUCAGCAUAGAUUUGAAGAACUUACGGUGUCACCAGGGAACUCACACAUGUAUUGAGUGCCAUUCCAAAAUAAAAGAUUUUUCAAGCCACUUUUCUACAUAUAUAAAUUGUGAUUUUUGCAAGUAUACCACUAACUGUAACAAAGCCUUUACGAAUCAUAUGAGCUCUCACAAUGACCACCCAAGUAAGCAGCUUUGUAUUUUUAAGAAGCAUUCACGAGCUCUCAGGGGCAUCACUCUAGUGUGCCUUAAAUGUGACUUCCUAGCCGAUACUUCUGGCUUAGACCGUAUGGCUAAACACUUAAAUCAACGUAAAACUCAUACUUGCCAAGUUGUAAUAGAGAAUGUUACUGAAAGAACCGGAACUUCUGAAUCCACUUCUGAUGGCCUGCUCAAAUAGAUUCCUGCUCUGUGAAGCUCGUGCAACCUGGUUCAAGACACGUUGGAAUUUCCUAAGUUCAAAGUUCUUCAGGAUUUGCUCUCCCAA
Molecule: messenger RNA, 716 nt
Organism: Rattus rattus (black rat)
Lineage: Eukaryota; Metazoa; Chordata; Mammalia; Rodentia; Muridae
Product: zinc finger protein 280C-like
Exons: 6
Coding region: 120-629 (169 amino acids)
Source: RefSeq, a predicted model, not a curated record